Triticum aestivum (bread wheat) is the source of this 1499-nucleotide messenger RNA. Its product is annotated as WAT1-related protein At1g25270-like. The record is from RefSeq and is a predicted model, not a curated record. The coding region runs from base 191 to 700 and encodes 169 amino acids. Gene Ontology annotation, cellular component: membrane. Gene Ontology annotation, molecular function: transmembrane transporter activity. The transcript has 3 exons. Lineage: Eukaryota; Viridiplantae; Streptophyta; Magnoliopsida; Poales; Poaceae.
CUGACCGGAGGCAGGGGAGCAUCGAGCUGCACGAGACCACGGAUCCGCCGGCCCCUAUGUGCGUGCAUAUGUACUCCCAAGUUUGAGUGCAUGCUUCCCUGGCUAGCAGCAGCAAGAUAGGUGGCCCUGCCCACCUCUAGUACAUAUAUACACGGAGAGACGGCGAUCGAUCGGCUGCAACGAUCGAUCCAUGGACAUCGGCGCGGAGACGCAGAAACCGGCGGCGGGGUGGGAGUGGAGGACGCCGGCGUCGAUGGUGCUGGUGCAGCUGUUCAUCACGGGGAUGAUCCUGCUGUCCAAGCUGUCCAUCAGCGGCGGCAUCUUCAUCUUCGCGCUCCUCGCCUACCGCAGCCUCUUCGGCGCCGCCGUCAUCCUCCCCCUGGCCCUCAUCUACGAAAGGGGCAAGUGGAAGGAGAUGGGCUGGCACGCCGCGGGAUGGAUCUUCCUCAACGCCUUCAUCGGGUAUGCAGUGCCGAUGAGCUUAUACUGCUAUGGCCUCCGUGACACAACACCAUCUUACGCCGUCAUCUUUGUGAACCUAAUUCCGCUGGCCACCUUCAUACUGUCGCUUGUAUUCAGGUACCAAAUUGCUUCAUUAUUUGUGCAUCACAAUAAACUUAGCAUUUAUUUAAAUCAACUCCUUGACAACCCACAAAAGGAUGCAAACUCGGGGGAUGGAUUCAAAUGUUCUAACUGCUAAUCAACUUUCAUUAUAUUUUUAUCUUAUUUUCGAACACACGUAUGUGGUAUAUAUGCUUGAACAUUUAAAAUGGAGACGUUGCGAAUCUGGAGUGUGGUUGGAUCGCUGAAGAUCACAGGCGUUCUGUUCUCUGUUGGAGGCACAAUGCUCAUUAGCCUUUACAAGGGCAAGGCGUUGCAUCUCUGGGAUCCCAUCCUGAAGAUCGACCCCAAGGAACAAACAACCGAGGGUGCAGGCAAUCAACUAAGAGGGACAAUAUUCUUGGUAGGCAGCAGCUUCGCAUAUGCUUGCUGGUACCUGAUCCAGGUGACCGUCCAUGCAGUGACAUGUUGCUGGUAUCCCUCGUUCUUUGUGUUAAGUACGUUGCAUUAUUUAGUAUACGACUUGGGAGAUGUAUGCUCAUUUAAACAGUACGUAAAACUAAACCUGAACCCAGCCCUCUCACGCCCUGAGCCAUUUCAGCCGUCAGAUUUCAUGUUAGGCAAAUUGACAUCCCAGUGUUUGUAUUUUUCCUGGCCCAGUUGUUCUAAGGGAUUGCUACUCCAUGAGGAAAUCUGAGAUGUGGUUCACUUGGCCUUUUCGACGACCCAUUUAUCACUCGCAAUAGCAUGCAUGCUUGUUGAGAGGAGAGACAUGAGAGUAUGGGAGUGAGUUUAUUACUUGCAUGCAUUCUAGAGAUGGAAGCGACAUCAUUGAGAUUGUUAAUACAUCUAAAUUUUCAAAAAAUAACAACUCAAAAACUAUGCCAUUAAGUUAAGAUCCCUGUUCACUGUCAUCUUUCACUAGUAGAAAAGAGGGC